AGCGGUGCACUCGAGUAUAGAGUAGUAGCACCAUCUGCUAAUGUAGAAAACACUACUGGUGCUACUACCCACCACCGCCUGUAAGUGUAACGUUAUUAAAACGCAGCGUCGUACCGCAUCACUUCCCUUCUCCGGGUCGGAAACUGGCAACGAUCGGCAGUGCGCGAAUCGUCCCCAACUUAAAAGCACCAAGAAACUCCACUUACUCAGUCAUGCCUCGCUCUCAGAUUGGGUACUUGGUCCCUGUAAAUAAGAAUCUUGAAGAGAGCGCUUCACUCCCUAAGCUCCCGCUCUUUUACGGCCCCAAUUUCAUCGGCCGCGACGAUGUUUCUGUUCCCGACAAGAGACUCAGCCGCAAGCACAUUGCUUUAACCACCUCCCCUGACGGCUCCGCUCAUUUACUCGUCGAGGGGACGAAUCCGGUGGUUGUCAGGUCCGGUGAGCUGAGAAAGAAGCUGAGUUCCCGAGAAAAUGCGGCGAUUAAUAAUGGUGAUAUUAUUGAGUUAAUCCCAGGUCAUCACUUUUUCAAAUAUGUAUCAUCGUCAACUGGUGAAAAGAAGAGAAGUUUUGGUGAAGCUAACAGCGAUAGAGAAAGCGAGAAACUUUCUGCAAAGAGAAAUCGAAAUCAACGUCCCGAAUAUAAAGCAAAAUCAGCUAACAAGUUGAAGGAAGAGGAGGAAGACAAUAAUAAAGGGAAGAUAUUUGUUGAGGCUAUUCGUAAUUUUUGUGUUUCCAAUGAUGAGUUACCGCAUACAUUUCGGCUUUUGAAAGUGCAAGGCUUGCCCGCCUGGGCGAAUGCCAAUUGUGUUUCAAUUGGGGAUGUAAUUCAGGGGGAUGUUCUUCUUGCUGUCCUCUCAAAUUACAUGGUAGAUAUUGAUUGGUUGCAUUCAGCUUGUCCAAAACUUGCAAAAAUCCCCAAUGUCUUGGUUAUUCAUGGUGAAGGUGAUAGCAGGCUGGAGCAUAUGAAGAGAGACAAGCCUUCCAAUUGGAUUCUGCACAAGCCACCAUUACCCAUUUCAUUUGGGACACACCAUUCGAAGGCAAUGCUCCUUGUCUAUCCUCAAGGAGUGAGAGUUAUUGUUCAUACAGCGAACUUGAUAUAUGUUGACUGGAACAAUAAAAGUCAAGGUUUAUGGAUGCAAGAUUUCCCUUGGAAAGAUCAAAAUAACUCAAAGAAAGGAUGUGGAUUUGAAAAUGACUUGAUUGACUAUCUCAGCACAUUGAAGUGGCCUGAAUUCACUGCUAAUUUUCCAGCUCUGGGAAACUUCAACAUCAAUUCCACGUUCUUCAAGAAGUUUGAUUAUAGCAAUGCAAGGGUCCGACUAAUUGCAUCUGUCCCUGGAUAUCAUACUGGUUCCAAUCUGAAAAAGUGGGGACAUAUGAAGCUGCGUACUGUUCUCCAGGAGUGUGUUUUUAAUAAAGAGUUUCAGAAAUCUCCUCUAGUUUAUCAGUUCUCUUCCCUCGGUUCAUUGGACGAGAAAUGGAUGGCUGAGCUAGCAUCCUCAAUGUCAUCAGGUUACUCAGAAGAUAAAGCACCCCUUGGUUUGGGGGAGCCGUUGAUAAUAUGGCCCAGUGUGGAAGAUGUCAGAUGCUCUUUAGAGGGUUAUGCAGCUGGAAGUGCGGUUCCAAGUCCACUUAAGAAUGUGGAAAAAGGAUUCUUGAAGAAUUACUGGGCAAAGUGGAAGGCAAGCCAUAGUGGCCGCUGUCGUGCAAUGCCUCAUAUCAAGACAUACACCCGAUACAAGGGCCAAAAACUGGCUUGGUUCUUGCUAACUUCAGCAAAUCUUAGCAAAGCUGCCUGGGGAGCACUUCAGAAGAACAAUUCUCAGUUGAUGAUCCGUUCUUAUGAGCUGGGUGUGCUAUUUCUACCAUCUCAUGUAAAGGAAGAGGGUGGUGAAUUUUCCUGUACGGGUAAUGGAGGUUCAUCAAAGGGUAGUGGUAGAUGUGGAUCAAUCGGAAAUUCUGAAGUAACAAAAACGAAGCUAGUUACUCUUGCUUGGCAAGGAAGCAAGACGUCUGAAGUAAUUCAAUUGCCUGUACCUUAUGAACUCCCUCCUAAGCCAUACUCCUCCGAAGACAUUCCGUGGUCUUGGGAGCGGAGAUACAACAAGAAGGAUGUUCAUGGUCAAGUUUGGCCUCGGCUAGUUUAACUGUGCUUUCAAAGAUUUCCUGAUUUCAGUAGAUUGCACAUAUUGAAUUCUGUAUAGUCAUAAGCUGUGUCGACAGGAACAAUGGCUGGCUCAUUUUGGCCAAACUCUAAAAGGGUAAAAAGCUUGCUAACCAAAUAGCAUUUUCUGUAAACUUAUUACUCCUUUACCCGGCAUGACAAGAUAUCCUGUUAUGUUUUCACCCUCGACCCUUUUUCUUCCUCGUGGGUUCUGGCCGAAGGUGACAUAACAGGGAUGGCAAAGUUCUGAGGUGGUGACCAAUGACCAUGGAAUAAAUCGAAUUGGGCAAUCAUGUUUUCUGUUUUUGCUCCA
This is a messenger RNA of Theobroma cacao (cacao), 2480 nucleotides long. The record is from RefSeq and is a predicted model, not a curated record. Lineage: Eukaryota; Viridiplantae; Streptophyta; Magnoliopsida; Malvales; Malvaceae.